AUGGGUGGUGGAAUUUCCGGUAAUCUUGUUGAUAAUACCAAACUAGGACCUGGCAAGUCUUCAGUAAUGCAAUCAAAUGGCUCAUCCUGUCAAAUAGCAGAGGACAUUCUUGUCAGAAACAGAAAAAAACCACGAAGAGCUCGUUUGCUGGCACAAAGUAAAACUGCAAACCAGGAAAUAAGUCCUGAGAACAACGGAUGGAACAAUCUAACACGCCUAUUGGCGUUUUUAUUUAUUAGCCGGUUUAUUUUGAUGAGUUUUAUGGAAAGCGGCUUUAGAAUGAAAAUACCACUCUCAAACAUUUCAUGUCACGAUGCAGUGUGGUUCUUUGCCUGUCUUUUCGUUAUUUUCCUUCGGUGCUGUUUCUGCUAUUUUCUGAAUCUAUCAAAUGCCGAUCUUUCAGUUGUAGUAGCUUAUAUUCCAGUAUCCGAAUGUCUGAGUUCCAUCAUGGUUUAUCUUAAGAUCAAACAUGUAUUUUUGGCUUGCUGGCUAUACAUCCUGUCACUAUCCUAUGACAUGAAGAUGUAUUCGUUUCUGAUAAAUGGCAGAGAGCCAAGCACCAUGCUAAGAUUUCUCAAGUUUUUAUCAUAUCCCACUCUUGUCUACAAGGAAGAGUACCAAAUGAAAUCAAAGAGAAACUGGGGCUUGAUUUGGACAUCCGCUUUCAAACUUGUGGCCUUUCUUUUGCUGCUAUGCUUUUUUCUUGACCAGCACGCUGUGCCUGCCAUUAUUAAGCUGAUCACGAGUAGCUCCUCAAACAGCUUUAUAGAAGGCUUCAUGCAUUUGAGCAUAUCGUCAAUUAUACUUUUUAAUCUAUUUUUCAGAAUAUUCUUCGAUUGUGGAAUGACAAUUUUGAGUGAGCUCACACUGUUUGAUGAAAAAAUCUUUGGGGAGUGGUGGAAUUCACGAUCAACUGCUGAUUUCUGGAAAAACUGGAAUUUGCCAGUACAUAACUUUAUGAAGGAGCACAUUUACACCCCUCUGAUAAAAAGGGGAGUUAACAGGUCUGGCGCUACUUUUGUAUGCUUUUUGUUCAGCGGGUUUAUCCAUGAAUAUGUUGUUUCGAUGACCCUUAAAUUUUUCAACGGUUGGUUUUUACUCGGAAUGGUAGUCCAGAUACCGCUGUAUUAUAUUACAAACAUGAUGAAGGAAAAGGCACCAUCAAUAGCAAAUUCGUUCUUCUGGAUCUGCUUCUGUGCAGUUGGACAGCCCAUUGGCAUGUUUUUAAUAUGUAAGGGGCAAUAUUAUAGAAGUAACGUACAGCAACUGCGAGACAGUGCAGUGGUCUGA
Messenger RNA from Vittaforma corneae ATCC 50505, 1290 nucleotides. RefSeq lists its product as uncharacterized. NCBI's taxonomy places the organism in Eukaryota, Fungi, Microsporidia, Nosematidae. Gene Ontology annotation, cellular component: endoplasmic reticulum membrane. The record is from RefSeq and is a predicted model, not a curated record. Bases 1 to 1290 code for a protein of 429 amino acids. The transcript has a single exon.